GCCAUUGCCCAUUUCCUGAUUAGUCAAUGUAAUUUCUUAAAUUACAUCAUAUCCCUUGAUAAUUAAUUAAACCCAAACCCAUGUCCCUUCUUUUGUAACCAUUUCAGUUACGACACAUCUUUCCCUUCAUUCACUACACAAAAAAGUAAAAUGGAAGAAGAGGAGUCAGGGGAAUGCAACAAUGACCUGUCUUUGACCAGGCCGAGUCUAGGAGGCUCUGAAUAUGACGAUGAGUUGGGAAUCCCUGAAUCCCUCAGUAUUGUCGAUGUGGGGGAUGGCCCCGUUCUCAUAGAACACUCAGAUGAGGAAAUUGAUGAUGAUGUUUUCGACGGUUUGCCCUUCUCUUCAAUUCACAAACCACCAAUCAAAUUCAAGUCUUUUCGAAGAAACGUCUUCAUCCCCUCCUUGGAUAUUUCAGUAACAAUCAAAGAUUAUGAACGAAAUUUAACAACACAUAUGCUCAACCCCAACUUAUACACCAUUUCCCUAGUCCAUGGCACGUUCAACUGGCAAAUCAAAAAGCGCUACAAACAAAUACAACAUUUACACCAACAAUUGAUUUUAUUUAGGGCUGGUUUGAAUAUCCCCUUUCCGAGUAAAACCCACAAAAGGAAAAGAAAGAGUUUUAAGAUGAAUGUGCCUGAAGCGGGACGAGGGAAACGAAAAGCGGCGCUUCCAAGAUUCCCGAAAAAACCCGAGAUUUUGGUCCCGUAUGAAAAACUCGGCGAUAGAAUCAAGCAACUUGAAAACUACCUCAAUAAUUUGCUCUCUAUUAAUAUUUAUCGCAAUCAUCCUGCCACUAUUGAAUUUUUGGAGGUUUCGCAUUUAUCGUUUGUUCAAGGCCUCGGAAUUAAGGGUAAGGAAGGAGUGGUUAAAAAACGGACCGGAAGCACGCAACCGGGACAAGCGGGGUGCAACUGUUGUGGCCUCAUUAGGUGCAUGUUUUGCAUAAGAUGUCAGCACUUGUGCAACGACAUUCUAUGCGCGCGCUGGAACGAGCGUUGGUUUUUCAUCAAGGACACCUGUUUCGGCUACAUAAACCCUGAAGAUGGCAUGGUAAAAUGCGUGAUUUUAUUCGACCAAGGUUUCGAGGUCGCUUCCGGUUUGUACUCAAUCGGUUUACAAACCGGUUUCCAAAUCCAAACAUUGAGUCGCCAAAUCGCAUUUAAAUGUUGGACGAGGCGAAAAGGUCGCGAAUGGAUUGAAACCCUCAAAGAGGUGGCUUCAGGGACAGCCCGCGACUUCACCCAAGCCAACCAACACCGAUCCUUCGCACCCUUAAGGACCACAAUCGCGGCGUGUUGGUUCAUAGAUGGCGCUAGUUAUAUGUCAGCCGUGGCCGACGCGAUUGAGAAUGCCAAAGAAGAGGUUUUUAUCACUGAUUGGUGGUUGAGUCCUGAGAUUUAUAUGAAACGGCCAGCGUUGAGUGGGGAUUAUUGGAGGUUAGAUAAAUUAUUGCAGAGGAAAGCUGCGAGUGGUGUACGAAUUUUCGUGCUACUUUACAAAGAAGUGGAGUUGGCGUUGGGUUUGAACAGUUAUUACAGUAAACAAACGCUAGCGGAAUUGUCGGAAAAUAUCAAGGUUUUGCGCCACCCGGAUCAUGCCCGUGUGGGGGUGUUUCUCUGGGCCCAUCAUGAAAAAAUGGUUGUUGUGGACCAAACUUAUGCUUUUGUUGGCGGCAUUGACUUGUGCUACGGCCGCUGGGACGAUGCCAAACACAGAGGUAAAGAUGCGAUUUUGAACCGGUUGCAAGAAGCCGGAAUUGAGGACCCCACCGAUUACAUCUCUUUCUACGGUUUGCGCAACCACUCAACUUUGAAUUGUGAGCCAAUCACUGAGCUGAUUUACGUCCACUCGAAAUUGAUGAUAGUCGAUGAUAAAACGGUGGUUUGCGGCUCGGCUAACAUCAACGAUCGCUCUCUAAUCGGUAAAAGAGACUCGGAAAUUGCCGUUUUGAUCGAAGAUGAGGCCUUUGACGAUGGUGUCAUGAAUGGGAAGAAGUUCCCAUGUGGGAAAUUCGCCGGGAGUUUACGCAAAUAUUUAUUUAAGGAACAUUUGGGUUUGUUGGGGAAAGAAAACGAAAUGAUCGAUUUUGAUAUCACCGAUCCGAUUUCGGAUUUUUUCUACAAAGAAAUUUGGCACAAAACGGCCAGUUUGAAUACAGAGUUUUACGAAAAAGUCUUCCACUGUAUUCCAACAGACAAGGUUAGAAAUUUCGCCGAUUUGAAGAAAAACCAAGAGGAGAAGCCCCUGUAUAUUAAUGAGAUUUCACGAGCUGAAAAAAUGUUGGAGAGUAUUCAGGGCCACCUCGUACUAUUGCCUUUGCAUUUCCUGUGUCAGGAAAGUUUGACUCCUGCCGCUAGUUCAGUAGAAGGGAUGAUGCCCACGUCUUUGUGGACCUAAAUACUAUAUUUUUACUGCAAUUUUAUUGUUUAAGAUGCCGUCCGUUGAAAACACAGGUGCUACAUACAUUUUUUUUCUACAUUCCCCCAAGUGCUUUAAUACAAAAAUCGUUGUUGUGUCCCUUUAUUUAUUACAGUAUUAUACAUUUUUGGUACACAUUUACAGUGUCUGUCUACUAAUUAAAUUAUUUAUCUAAA
Molecule: messenger RNA, 2600 nt
Organism: Tribolium madens (black flour beetle)
Lineage: Eukaryota; Metazoa; Arthropoda; Insecta; Coleoptera; Tenebrionidae
Product: phospholipase D1
Exons: 10
Coding region: 151-2403 (750 amino acids)
Biological process (GO): phosphatidic acid biosynthetic process; intracellular signal transduction; cell motility
Molecular function (GO): phosphatidylinositol binding; D-type glycerophospholipase activity
Source: RefSeq, a predicted model, not a curated record